Molecule: messenger RNA, 615 nt
Organism: Daktulosphaira vitifoliae (grape phylloxera)
Lineage: Eukaryota; Metazoa; Arthropoda; Insecta; Hemiptera; Phylloxeridae
Exons: 4
Coding region: 1-615 (204 amino acids)
Source: RefSeq, a predicted model, not a curated record
AUGGACAACUUUUUGCUGAUACUUGGAUUAACAACAAGUUUAUUUUUUUUUAAAGAAUGCCAAUGUGAAAGAAACUUGUUUCCAAAUCUUCCUGUAGGAGAGUUCAGGUUUAAAUUCAAAGUGGCUUUCAAAUGUAAUACUAGUACAAACUAUAAGAUUGACUUGAAUCUUCAUCAGAGUAAAGUUUCUAAAAAUAAAAUAUUACUAGUGGGUAAUAUAGACUUACAAAUUCCAUUUGAUGAUUUAUUAUCCGCAGACGUAAACGUAGCUGUGAUGGAUAAAAUAGGUGGUUGGAAAGAUAAUGCUUUUAUUUAUAAUACCAAAAAUGCUUGUUCCACAAUAAAAUCAAAAUGGAAUGAAGGAUGGAUAGUUUUUAUAAAAAGUUCAAAUAUUUCUGAUAAUUCAUGUCCAAUUAAAGCAAAUAAUUAUGUCGUGAGUAACUUAGAUGUAGAUGAGUUUUUUGUAAAACUUCAAAAAACAAACAUUUUUGUUCCCAAAACAUUUUUCUAUGGAUCUUAUAAACUUCGAUUAGCUAUCAAAAGUACAGGCAGUAGCGCAAUUGUCGGCUGCUUGAUUAUCAUUGUUGAUAUUGUGAGACCAUGGGAAUAUUUUUAA